AUGUUACAGAAGCUUCAGAACCUUUCCCUCCUAUCCAAAAACUGCCAUCCAGCCGAAAAGAUGUCUGGACCACUCGCUGGUAAGACCGCUCUCAUUACUGGCGGCAGCAAGGGCAUUGGAGCCGCUACCUCUCUGCUCCUCGCCAAGUCUGGUGCCAAUGUCGCCAUCAACUACUCUUCAGACUCCAGCGCAGCCGAGGAUAUUGCCAAGCAAAUUGGCCAUGAGCAAUCCCUACUCAUUCAAGGUGAUGCCGGCAGCAUCCCGGACAUUGAGCGUAUGGUUUCCGAGACUGUGAACAAAUUCGGCAAAAUCGACAUUGUGAUUCCGUGUGCUGGUAUCAUGCUCUUGAAGAACCUCGAGGCCACGACGGAGGCAGACUUUGACAAGAGCUACCACCUCAAUGUCAAGGGUCCUUACUUCCUCUGCCAGAAAGCGGCACCCCACAUGCCUGAGGGUUCUCACAUCGUACUCAUCUCCACCACUCAAUGCACCGCCACCACAGUUCAAGCGCCAUACCUCCUCUACAACUCCACCAAAGGUGCCAUCGAGCAGAUGACCCGCGUCAUGUGCAAGGAUCUUGCGCCCAAGGGCAUCUCGGUCAAUGCCGUGUCCCCUGGCCCCACCGGCACGGAGCUCUUCUACAAGGGCAAGACGGAGCAGAUGUUGAAGAUGAUCGCGGGAUUCAGUCCUAUGGGUCGCAUUGGGAAGCCGGAGGAAAUCGCGGAGGCGAUUGUCUGGUUGAGCAGUGGCUCGAGUUCAUGGAUCAGCGGUCAGAUUCUCCGGGCCAACGGAGGCAUGGCUUAG
This is a messenger RNA of Letharia columbiana, 804 nucleotides long. RefSeq lists its product as uncharacterized. The record is from RefSeq and is a predicted model, not a curated record. Lineage: Eukaryota; Fungi; Ascomycota; Lecanoromycetes; Lecanorales; Parmeliaceae. The transcript has 2 exons. Bases 1 to 804 code for a protein of 267 amino acids.